Molecule: messenger RNA, 1515 nt
Organism: Elephantulus edwardii (Cape elephant shrew)
Lineage: Eukaryota; Metazoa; Chordata; Mammalia; Macroscelidea; Macroscelididae
Product: cytochrome P450 2J2-like
Exons: 9
Coding region: 1-1515 (504 amino acids)
Biological process (GO): xenobiotic metabolic process
Cellular component (GO): cytoplasm; intracellular membrane-bounded organelle
Molecular function (GO): iron ion binding; oxidoreductase activity, acting on paired donors, with incorporation or reduction of molecular oxygen, reduced flavin or flavoprotein as one donor, and incorporation of one atom of oxygen; heme binding
Source: RefSeq, a predicted model, not a curated record
AUGCUGGCAGCGUUGGGCUCCCUGGCCGCUGCCCUCUGGGCAGGGCUGCAUCUCAAGACUCUGCUGCUGGCCGCCUUCAUCUUUCUGUGCUUUUUGGAUUACCUCAGAAAUCGGCGUCCAAAAAACUACCCACCAGGGCCCCCGAGGCUGCCUUUUUUUUGCAUGUUCUUUCAAAUGGACUUUGAACAGCCCUUUGGGAUCCCUCUGAGGGUAAGACUUGUGGAAAAAUACGGAAACAUGGUUAGCCUGGACCUUGGGCCCAUUCAUAGUGUUUUGGUAACUGGAUUGCCCUUGAUCAAAGAAGUCCUCUCAAACCCAGAUCAUGGUGUUGUGAAUCGUCCUGUUGUUCCUCUUCGCAAACUUAUCUUUAAGAGAAGUGGAUUGUUCUUGUCCAGUGGCCAAGAGUGGAAGGAACAAAGAAGAUUUGCCUUGACAACUCUUAGGAACUUUGGCUUAGGAAAAAAGAGCUUGGACGAACGCAUUCAGGAGGAAGCCCGUAACCUUGUUGAGGCAAUACAAGAGGAGAAAGGACAGCCUUUUGACCCUCAGUUCAAGAUCAGCAAUGCAGUUUCUAAUAUCAUUUGUUCCAUUACCUUUGGGGAGCGCUUUGAAUAUGACAAUGUUCAGUUUCAAGAGCUGCUGAAGUUGGUGGAUGAAGUCACACAUCUAGAAGUUGGACUCUGGUGCCUGCUCUACAAUAUACUUCCAUGGAUAAUGAAAUUCCUUCCUGGACCUCACCAAACAGUCAUUAGAGACUGGAAGAAAUUGAAAAUGUUUGUUUCUCAAGUGAUUGAAAAUCACAAGAAAGAUUGGAAUCCUGAUGAACCCAGAGACUUCAUUGAUGCUUACCUCAAGGAAAUGACAAAGCAUACAAGCAAUUUAUCCUCAAGUUUUGAUGAAGAAAACCUUGUCUGCAGCACACUGGACCUCUUCUUUGCUGGAACAGAGACAACUUCUACAACACUGCGCUGGGCUCUGCUUUACAUGGCCACAAACCCAGAAAUCCAAGAGAAAGUACAAGCUGAAAUUGACAAAGUAAUUGGUCAGUCACAGGUGCCCAGCACGGCCAACCGAGACCACAUGCCCUAUACUAAUGCUGUCAUCCAUGAAGUGCAAAGAAUGGCCAAUAUUUUACCGAUAAAUGCAGGAAGAGAAGUAGCAUUUGAUACCAAUGUGGAUGGAUACUUUUUGCCAAAGGGAACCAUGAUUCUGACCAAUCUGACUGCGCUGCACAGGGACCCCAAAGAGUGGGCCACUCCUGACACCUUCAACCCGGAGCACUUUCUGGAGAAUGGACAGUUUAAGAAAAGGGAAUCCUUUCUGCCUUUUUCAAUAGGAAAACGAGUAUGCCUUGGAGAGCAGCUGGCCAGGGCUGAGUUGUUUAUUUUCUUCACUUCCUUUUUGCAAAAAUUUACCUUCAGAGCCCCACCCAAUGAGAAGCUGAGCCUGAAGUUUAGAAUGGGUGCGGUCCUCUCCCCUGUGAGCUACCGCAUCUGUGCUGUCCCCCGAGAGUGA